Messenger RNA from Nematocida major, 258 nucleotides. RefSeq lists its product as uncharacterized. Bases 1 to 258 code for a protein of 85 amino acids. NCBI's taxonomy places the organism in Eukaryota, Fungi, Microsporidia. The transcript has a single exon. The record is from RefSeq and is a predicted model, not a curated record.
AUGAAAAAAGAACUUACAGUCAAAAACAAGACGCUUGCUGGAACAAGAAAUGCAGCAAUAAAGUCAUUUUUGGCCCCGUCUGCCUCGUACCUCACUCUGCAGCCCACGCACGUGCUGAUACUUUCUAUAUGUUUUAUAAUAAACAUAAUGCUGCUGCACAUAAUAGGGAGAUUUGGGUCGUCAACAGUGCUGCAGGCCAUAAUUAGCCUGGUUGCCCUGGGAGGCGCAAUCGUUCUAGGAUAUUUAACGCAGAGAUAG